Messenger RNA from Rotaria socialis, 375 nucleotides. The record is from the annotation of a GenBank genome assembly. Lineage: Eukaryota; Metazoa; Rotifera; Eurotatoria; Philodinida; Philodinidae.
AUGCUUUAUUCAGUAUUUACUUUCAUAGGAACUGGCAGAAAGAAGCCAAUAUUUAAUUAUGAGCUAUGGAAUGUAUACGAACGUGUCAUUAACAACCUUCCUCGAUCUAACAAUUCAGUCGAAGCGUGGCAUUGCGCAUUCGCUAAUCGUGUAUCGAUGGCUCAUCCUUCAACUGCAAAACUUGCUGAUAAAAUUCGUCGAGAGCAGUCAAAGUUUGAAAUUGAUAUUCAACAAAUGCUUCAAGGGCAUCAACCACAACUCAAAAAAUUAGUUUAUCGAAAACUUAAUGAAAGAAUGAUACGUGUAGUUAAUAUGUACAAUAAAAAUGAACUUAACCAAUAUUUAAACAAUAUUAGUGCCAAUAUAAUAAUUUGA